Molecule: messenger RNA, 1231 nt
Organism: Arvicola amphibius (Eurasian water vole)
Lineage: Eukaryota; Metazoa; Chordata; Mammalia; Rodentia; Cricetidae
Gene: Mrpl48
Product: mitochondrial ribosomal protein L48
Exons: 8
Coding region: 89-727 (212 amino acids)
Cellular component (GO): mitochondrial ribosome
Source: RefSeq, a predicted model, not a curated record
AAAACCUUUCCGGGCGCGCUUCAGAAACCCAGCGGUCGUGGCUGCCGGGGCGGUUUUUCGGUCUGCUCCGAAGGUGGAGUAACUAAGAAUGAGCGGAACCCUGGGAAAGGUACUGGGCCUGUGGAAAGAUGCUGUUUCUAAGCAAACCUUUUCUCUCCUGAGAUUCAGAAUUUUGAGAGAGAAUCCCAUUUGUUCUGCAGGUGGUGUUGUUCUGAGGUCCAGUCGGUACUACAGGACAAAGCCUACUCAUGGCAUUGGCAGAUACAGACACUUGGUGAAAGUGCCAGAGCCUAAAAAGAAGAAAGCAAAAGUGGACGUGAGAGCCAUUAAUCUGGGGACAGAUUAUGAAUAUGGUGUUUUAAAUAUUCACUUGACUGCUUAUGACAUGACUCUGGCAGAAAGCUAUGCCCAGUAUGUCCACCGCCUCUGCAACCGGCUCUCUAUCAAAGUUGAGGAAAGUUACGCGAUGCCCACCAAAACCAUGGAGGUGAUGAGGCUACCAGACCAAGGCAACAAAAUGGUCCUAGACUCAGUCCUUACCACCCAUGAGCGAGUGGUUCAGAUCAGUGGUCUGAGUGCUACGUUUGCAGAGAUUUUCUUGGAAAUACUCCAAAGCAGUCUUCCAGAAGGAGUCAAGUUGUCAGUGAGGGAGCACACCGAAGAAGACUUCAAGGGAAGGUUCAAAGCUCGGCCAGAACUGGAGGAAUUGUUGGCCAAGUUGAACUAAACACUGCAAGCCCUCUCAUGCCAUCAUCGGCCUCAGAGAAACUCUUCCUGCAUGAAGAGAAAAGCCAAGAGAGUGAGUGCGCAUACUGGGAGCCCCUCCUGUGUCUGUGGCGUGCAGUGCUCGCCAGUUACCACUUACCUAAUAAAAUUUGCUAUUAUUAUUGUGUGUGUAUGUAGCAAUUAUCCUGUAAAAUUUUUUGUUUUGUUUUUUGAGACAGGGUUUCUCUGUGUAACAGUCCUGGCUGUCCUGGAACUAGCUCUGUAGACCAGGCUAGUGUCAAACUGUCUUUAAGGAAUUCUGUUUCUCCUUGUCUAAACAUGUUUUCAUUCCACCUUACUUUUUCAGUUAGUGUAAACUCAUGUUUUAAAGCAAUCUAGUAUAAGCUAAUCGUUUAUGUGUUUGUUUGUUUGAGUCAAUGUCUCUAUGUAGCCCUUGACUGUUUUGGAACUUGCUCUAUAGACAAGGGUAGCCUCAAAUGCACAGAAAUCCACCUACCUCCUUGCC